AGGAGGUUUCAUUUUCAAACCUCCGGCUAAUCUGCUACGCCAUUAUGUCCGAGGCUCCCUGAACGCACCGGGAACAGCAGCGGUCUCCAUAGAAACCCCGAGGCACAAACUUUAACUCAGUUGAUGUGAGUUUGUCAGAAACAUGACUGCAGAUAGCGACUACAGCAAAUACGAUCUGGCACGGCUGCAGGCAGAACUUGAGCAAGAGAGAGAGAUGAAAGAAAUGCUUGAAGAGUCAGUGUCUGACCUGAGGAGUACCAUGUGUGAACUGCAGGAAAGACUGCACAGUGUUGACGGGGAAGGAAAUGAGUGGAAGACAAGGUAUGAGACACAGAUUGAGCUAAACGGACAGUUGGACAGACAGAUGUCGCUCAUUCAUGAGAGACUGGAGGACCUACGAGGAAACCCCAUGGAUCGACUGGCCUCCAUCCGAACUUAUGAUGACAUGCCGGUAGAAACACUUAGACAGCGUCUGAAGCUCCUGACUGAGGAAAAGUGUGGCCUCCAGAGUCAGCUGAUGGACUGUCGGAGCAGAAUUGAACAGGAGGGAAAGGCCUUUCAUAAAACCAAUGAUGAGAGGCGGGCAUACCUUUCAGAAAUCGCUAAGCUGUCCUCCACCCUUGAAGCCCAGAGAAGACAGUACUCCACCCAGCCACAGAGGGCGCCAGAGAGCAAACAGAGGAGAGGGAGGCGGACCAGCAGGAAGGCAGAGGCUGAUUCUAAGAAAGGAAAAGAGAGAGAAGAAGAUGGAGGAGGAGUGCGUGUGAAAGGAGGAGGAGGAGGUGGUGGAGCAGCAGCAGAGAGAAGAGAAGAAAAUAAAUCCCAACGGGGAAGCAGCAGGUUACCCACCCUAAAGCACUACCUGAAACACAAUCCCUAACCCAUAAACCUGCUGGUAUAGCCCUUUUUUAAAAGGAGGUAAUGUGGCUUUGUUUACAUUUCUCAAAAGAUGAUUGUGAGGUUAUCUACCCAUGUGCCACAAAGUGUUGUAGCACAAUUGAUGCCAAAUACAGUGGUAUAAAAUGUUACAUUUAUAAUGAAGUCUGGCAUUAUGUUUUUCUUCUUUGUUUCAACAAAAAGAGUAGCUACGAGGAGAAAUGUUUAAAAAGGAGAAAUAUUACAAGCUCUUGAGUGCGGCGAGGUCGUCUCUUAAUGUGCCAGAAGCCUGCUGAGCCUGACAUUUCUCGUGUCACUGCGAUUUUAUUUUUCUGAAACACCUCCCACGACUUGUAUUACGUAAGCAACACCACGUCCACCACUCUCCGAAUGUACUUCACCCACAGAGCAACCAGUCACCCCCGUCCCACCCACUGACCGCCUUUACAAACGUAGGUGUAAGAAAACUGUAUCCAUACGCGAUGCGGUAGUGAAUAGGAAGAUUGCCAGAGGCUGUUUCAUUUGUUUGUGUGGAGGAUGGGUUGUGUUCUUGUCAGCCUCAAAACUGAAUUGAAAACAAAAGACAUGUUCUCAUAGGCGAAACCAGCAUGAAUUUAUCAGUUUGUCUCUUUACAGCUUUAUGAAAUUGCAGUUUCCUUCUUCACUGAUUGUAAUUGCAAUGACGUCAUAUUAAUUAGCUCAUAGGUUUUGACCUGAAAUUGGGGUUUGAGACAAAGAGGUUACAGGCAAAGAACAAUUCAUUAAGGGGAAUUAUGCAUUACCUACUCUCCGACUAAAGUAUAUGUCCAAGACCGGCAUGGCAGUGUGUUGUAGUGACGAGGGAACUGGCCUUUAAGUAGAAGGGCAGAGAUCAAGCCCCGGUGUCAACAAGCAUCAGACCAGCUGAACGGUCCUUGAGCGUGACACUGAAUACUCAACUACCUUCAGCUUGCUGUGAAGAAAAAUGUAUAAUAAAUAAAUAAAAUUAAA
Molecule: messenger RNA, 1866 nt
Organism: Sebastes umbrosus (honeycomb rockfish)
Lineage: Eukaryota; Metazoa; Chordata; Actinopteri; Perciformes; Sebastidae
Gene: ccdc169
Product: coiled-coil domain containing 169
Exons: 8
Coding region: 143-880 (245 amino acids)
Source: RefSeq, a predicted model, not a curated record